AUGGUUGCAAUUUCAGAUAUCCGUAGGAAUAUCGCCUCCGUGAAAAACCUCGGUUCUGGUCUGGUCGCAGUGUUUGUCGGCGGAACGAGCGGCAUUGGCUUAUCAACAGCCCGUGAAUUCGCUCGCUACGCCACUGCACCUCACAUCUACCUGAUUGGGCGUAACGAGGUCCAGGCGUCUGAAAUCAUAUCCGAGUUACGCUCAAUUAACGACGCUGCCACAGUGGAUUUCAUCAAAAGCGAUGUCUCUCUGCUAAAAAAUGUCGAUGUGGCUUGUCAGGAGCUUCUGAAGAAGGAGACAAAAGUCGAUCUGCUGUUUUUGUCUGCUGGGAUCUUGACUAUGAAGGGGAGAACGGAAACCAUUGAAGGCAUAGACCGAAAACUCAGUCUGCACUACUAUUCGCGCAUUCGCUUCAUUCAGAAUCUGUUGCCAACAUUAAACCAGGCCGCAGCAGCAUCUCCAGGUAGCUUUGCGCGAGUAAUCUCCGUUCUCGGCGCCGGCCAUGAGGGCAAGUUAGUCGACGGAGACAAAGAUCUCGAUCUGCAGAAGAACUACAGCUUAUCCAACGCAGCCAAUCAUUCCAUCACCAUGACUUCCCUUUCGAUGAUCCAGCUAGCCGCUGCCAACCCACGCAUCAGCUUUAUUCACAGCGCGCCAGGUGGUGUGAACACCAAUUUUGCGCGAGAGUUUCACCCACUCACAAAAUAUCUAUUUAAUGCUCUGUUCUUCGUGUUAUCGCCUUUCAAUUCAGUAAUUGGUCUUGUCCCGCUGCAGGAUUGUGGUGAGAGGCAUGUUUAUCUUGCUACGAACCCUGCGUUUGCGCCUCGUGGUGGUGACAAGGUUGAGACGUUGGGUGCUGAUGGUGAGAAAGGCAGUGGGGCGUAUAGGCUUGGUCCUGCUACCUCGAUUGUCAGUCAUUCUUCGCUGCUUCAAGGGUAUUUGGAUAGUGGGAUGGGCAAGAAAGUGUGGGAGCAUACGGUGGAGAUGUUUAAAAAGGCCACUGGUACCGCGUAA
Molecule: messenger RNA, 1014 nt
Organism: Talaromyces atroroseus
Lineage: Eukaryota; Fungi; Ascomycota; Eurotiomycetes; Eurotiales; Trichocomaceae
Exons: 3
Coding region: 1-1014 (337 amino acids)
Biological process (GO): secondary metabolic process
Source: RefSeq, a predicted model, not a curated record